Dermacentor silvarum is the source of this 1525-nucleotide messenger RNA. RefSeq lists its product as uncharacterized. The record is from RefSeq and is a predicted model, not a curated record. Lineage: Eukaryota; Metazoa; Arthropoda; Arachnida; Ixodida; Ixodidae. The transcript has 4 exons. Bases 232 to 1410 code for a protein of 392 amino acids.
ACAAGACGCUGCGUUCUCAUCGAACAUCCUCUCAGGUGAGGAACAGUAUCGUUGACCAAAGCCGGUUCUAUGGGACCAGCGCAACUUGAUUCAAAACUGAAAAUCGGAUAUCGGCGUGCCCACCCAGGAGAAGCUUGGCCUCCGCGACAGCGGUGACGGUGGUCGAUCGCAGUUGUUUCCGGCCAGAAGCGAUAGAAGCCUGUCUCGUCAUCGCCGUUACACGAGGCCACCAUGAUGGAAGAAGUGGAGCAAGACUGGCGUCAGCACUACGACGCCUGCUACGAAAGGCCGCCCGCAGCCGCCGCCGUGACGGCCAUGGCACCCGUUAACAUCAGUCAGACGCAGACAUCCACGGGAGCUAUCAACCAAGGUCCGGCGAUGAUGGGCUGUAGCUCCGCAUCUAAGUUGUUUCCCUCCAAGCAAAACAGGAGCUACGGUAGUAUCCUUGGCAGUAAGACGAGCACGAUUAUUCUGCGUUCUCUGGUCCUGUUCAUCAUCGGUGUGCUCUGCCUGACCCUGAUGGCUUUCGUCGUAGUGAACUUGAGUGGCUCCGAACAAAGCCGUUCAUCGCGUAAUAGGAAACCCGAUGCGGCUAAGGAGGUUUCGCUAGAACUCGAUGCGCCCAGACUGCCGCAGGCCGCCGCCACUCCUCGGCCCGCGGCGGCGCCUGUGGCAAGGUCUCAAGCCAAGACCCGGAACCAUCGCACCCACUCGAAGCAAGCCAAAACGUCGUCGGGAAAGAAGGACAGCCUGUUGACGGAAGACAAGGAUGGUGCUGGUGGUUCGGAAGACACACAGAAAAACUCCCCCUGUGGAGAGCCUCAACAGACGUACUGCCCCGAGAUCAAGCUGUCCUACUUCUACCGCUACGAGCGCGACUUCUGCGACUCCACCUAUCGGGAGCAGGUGUUUGUGUGCAACCACAGCCCGAACCGCUUCAGCUCGCGAAAAGGCUGCACGAACGCCUGUAUCAAGAACGCCAAGCCCUUCGCUAGGUGCAAACAGCAACCCAUCUUCACCAAAUGCAACAGGAACGACUUGAAGACCUCGUACUGGUACCGUGAGGGUAAGCGCUGUGUGGAGUGGGCCUACCCGGAUGGCUACUGCGCCACCAAGCACAGGGGCGUGGCGCGAAGCCUGCGAGAAUGCCGCGACAACUGCCUCGGUCCCGGCACGAACGACUACAGCUGCACGUUGCCUGCCGAGUACACGUGCCCGCCAGAAGAGCUCAAGUUCCCGUACUUCGCGCACACCUUCUCCAACGGCACCGUCGCGUGCCUAGUGGCCGAAGCGGAACGUCUGCGCCAGCACCGCUGCCUGGUGGGCGAAAACAAGUACACCUCGAGGGAAGAGUGCCACAAGGCUUGCUCCAAGGACGCCAAACCCGCAAAUAAGAGCAGGAAGCACUAGCCGAACAGGAUGCAGCAUUUUGUGGACUGCGCUCCGUUGCAGUAUUUUGUAAGUUCGAAAAGAAAGAAAAAAAAAAAGUAUGUUCGGGGUGUGUAACCGGGUGUGCUGUCGGGAA